AUGGAAGAGAUGAAAUUCCGUUUACAACAACAAUACUUCUUAAACCCGAAAUCCGGUGAUUCUGAACUUGAAUUGGCGGCGGUACUAAUCCCAUGUUUCGAAGAAUCUGUUGAUUCGACACUAUUUCAAGGCCAUACUGAGGUUGGUAUGAACAUUCAACUUGACCAAUUGAAAGGGUUGGUACCGGAAGAAGGCUUUGAACAGCUCUUGACGGAGAAGCCUGAAAUUGUCAUUCCCGCCAUCGAGUACUCCAUGCACGUCAUUGCGCUCAAAAGCUCGCCGAAUCCAGAAGACGCGUUGAACUGUCAGUGUAUCGCGAGGAUUCAAUUUACUAAGCCGACGUCGACGAUUAAAGAGUUAAAGGCGUCGACCAUUGGCAAACUUAUAUGUAUCAAAGGGACUGUCAUUCGAGCUUCGUCGAUUAAACCGUAUUUGGUCUCGAUGUCGUUUAAAUGUGGGACGUGUAAUUAUCAGAAGGACGUCCGCUUCAAAGACGGGAAAUAUAAGUUGCCAAAGAAGUGUGAAAUGUGUAAUAUGACAUCGUGGAUACCUUUGCGAGAGACCGUCCACAUCACGGAGACACAGAAGAUAAGAGUUCAGGAAAUCGAUGAGGGGGAGGGGAGAAUACCACGAAGCAUCGAAUGUGAAUUAGUCCACGAAUUAGUCAACACCUGUGUUCCAGGAGACACUGUGAUAGUCUCUGGUGUACUGAAGCGCAAUGAAACACCCCCAACGUUUAGUAAAUUUAAGAAGAAAAACGAUCAGACAAUUUACGAGCCAUUCAUUGAUGCAAAUCACUUGGAAAAUUGUCGUGCGGAGUCUGGAGAGAGAGACGUGACUGAAUUCUCUGCAAAGGACAUUGAGUUCAUCGAGACGAUUAAAGAGAAGAACAAUAUUCUGAAACUACUUGUGCACUCCCUCUGCCCUCCCAUCUUCGGACAUUACAUCGUGAAGACGGCAAUGAUUUUGGUGUUAUUUGGAGGGACACGAAGCCACGAGACACGAAUUCGAGCGGACUCCCAUUUACUUGUUGUUGGCGAUCCCGGACUUGGGAAGUCGCAAAUCUUGCGGGCAGUUGCGAAUGUUGUUCCUCGAGGUGUUUACGUCUCCGGAUCCUCUGCAACGAAAACUGGAUUGACCGUGGCGCUCCAUAGAAAUCCUGGAACAUCGGAUUUUACAUUAGAGAGUGGUGCGUUGGUUCUUGGAGACCAAGGAGUGUGCUGCAUUGACGAGUUUGAUAAAAUGGAACGAGCAGACCACUCGUCGUUGUUGGAGGCAAUGGAACAACAAAGCAUUUCAAUAGCAAAAGCGGGUAUCUGCUGCACUUUACCUGCUCGAACGUCGGUGAUUGCGGCGGCAAAUCCCGUUGAAGGUCAUUUCAAUCGGGGGAAGACCGUUGCUGAGAAUAUUAAUAUGCCGUCGCCAUUACUUUCCCGCUUUGAUUUGAUAUUUGUGUUGGUGGAUAACCCGGACUCGGAGAGCGACAGAGCGUUGUCGGAGCAUAUUAUUAACAUGCAUGCGGACAAGAACAAACGGAAGUACACCAACACGCGAAUGUCACAAAUCUUAUCGAAGAGUCAAACACAAGUGGAGAGUGGAGGGAGACAGUCGUUGAGAGAGUAUCUGGCUGACCACGCGAAUGAAAGCUCGGACCCAUUGCCCCCACGGCUCUUCCGAAAGUACUUGGCAUAUGCAAAAGCAAAUGUCCAUCCAAUUCUUAAUGAUGAAGCAAAACUGGAACUCCAGAAAUUUUACAUUGAGCUCCGACAGAGUUUUAAACAAGACGACGACACGCCAGUAACGACACGACAACUUGAAAGUUUGAUUCGGUUGACCGAAGCGCGAGCAAAGGUGGACUGUCGCGAGAUGGCGACGAAGGGGGACGCGCUUGACGUGAUUGAGAUCUUCAAAAUAGCGUCGUUGACCGGGAUUGGUGGGAUCGCGAAUACCCCGGUCAUUGAUUUCAGAGCGAUUGGCGGCGUGAGAGGGGGGAAGACCAAAAUGUUGAAGAGUCUUGUGAUGGUCUUGCAGACGGAAGCGAAGAAGAAGGGUUCGACGAUGUUCACCAACAACGAUUUGAAGAACAUCGCGUCCCAAAUGCAAGUUCCUGACAUGAAUGAAUUAGUUGAUCGACUCAAUCAAGAGGGGUAUUUACUAAAGCAGACGGGAGCGUAUAAGUUGAUCACAGGACUAUAA
Entamoeba invadens IP1 is the source of this 2196-nucleotide messenger RNA. RefSeq names its product DNA replication licensing factor mcm4, putative. The record is from RefSeq and is a predicted model, not a curated record. Gene Ontology annotation, biological process: DNA replication. Lineage: Eukaryota; Evosea; Mastigamoebida; Endamoebidae. Gene Ontology annotation, molecular function: single-stranded DNA helicase activity; single-stranded DNA binding; ATP binding. Gene Ontology annotation, cellular component: nucleus; MCM complex. The transcript has a single exon. The coding region runs from base 1 to 2196 and encodes 731 amino acids.